Messenger RNA from Monodelphis domestica (gray short-tailed opossum), 1299 nucleotides. It is a transcript of the gene TRIM40, whose product is annotated as tripartite motif containing 40. NCBI's taxonomy places the organism in Eukaryota, Metazoa, Chordata, Mammalia, Didelphimorphia, Didelphidae. Gene Ontology annotation, molecular function: zinc ion binding. The record is from RefSeq and is a predicted model, not a curated record.
UGACCUUGAGUUGUCAGAACCUCAGUUUCCUUACCAAUAAAAGAGAUAUAGCACUUCUUGCCUCACAGGGUUGUUCUAAGGAAUGCAUUUUCGACACCUGAAAGCUCUCUAUACAUUUUAAAUUGUUAAGUUUUUAAAACUCUGUCUACAUGUAUGUUAAUAUUAUCCUUAGUGUUUAAAGUUGGAGAGCUGGAUCUAAUCCAUUUGUGAGGAUACAGCGUAGAACAAGGGCAGAGAGAUCACAACAGAAUUACAGCCAUGAACCCCCAGCCAGAAAGUAGUCCAGAGAAAGGACUCUGUCCCAUCUGCCAAGAACUUCUGAGGGAGCCAGUGAGCACUGACUGUGGGCACUUCUUCUGCCAAGCUUGCCUCAUCCAACAUGCUAAAAAGGCCUUAGAGGAAGAUGUCUUCUACUGUCCUGUUUGCCGGAAGCUUUGUUCUCAGAGCAUUCUAGGGGCAGGCUACUAUUGUGAAGUCCACCAAAAAAAGGUGGGCUGGUUCUGUGAGGAGAAACAAGUCUUCCUAUGUCCUGACUGCUACAAAUCUCCUGAACAUCAAGACCACUAUGAUCAACCCAUUGACAAAGCCAUCAUUCACUAUAAGGAACGGAUCCACCGAAGAAUCAGAAAGCUCCGGAAGAUCCCAGUGGAAUCUUGGCACCUUCCUAAGAAAAAGGAAAAACUCCAGACUCUGUGGAAACAGAUAGACUCAGAAAAGCAGAAGUUGAAGGAUGUCUUGGAGAAACAACAAAUGGGAGAACAAGGGGACACUGAUCCUGAACUGUUGCUGGACAAUUUGAAUAGCUUUUCAGAAGAGGUAACAGUGCUCCAGCACAAAAUCUCUGAGGAAGAAACCAAACUGAAUGAUCUGAUCGCUAAUAUGGAAGAGGCAUCUAAACAACUGAACAUCACCACGUUAAAGAGUGUCAAUGAUUUAUUGAGAAGGAAUGUUAAGGAAAAAUUAUAUUACCUAGAAGUCAACUCUUCUGAAUUAGAGAAGAAAAUAAGAAAGCUGAUUCAGCCAGCGCCCUUAAUACAAGUGCCCUGCCUAUGCCAGAACACUCCAUCUGAGAGUUGAACAGCUUGUCUUUUCUCCACCCUCUCCAUCCAACCCACUUUCAGAAUGGACUGGUUCUUCCUUAACAUUACUAACUCCCAAGCCUGCCCUACUUUCCCUUCCUGCUUCCUAACCCAGUUACACUUGACCUAUGGCAAUAAAUUCUUCAUUAGACUCCUUUCCCUUUGCCCUGGGUCUUCUACCUACCGAGACCAGGAUCACACACAUCAUCAGGGAAAUCCU